GCAACAAUAAUAUCAAUUCCUCGCGAAGAACCUCGUUUCCUUUCAAUUGAAGCGGCUGCUUUGGACUAAAAUCUGUGAAAAGACUCAGCGACUCGGAGUCUCCUCUCAGAACGCCUAUUGCGUAAGACGUUUCUGUCUUAAAUAUCAUUAACAAUGGCCACUUCCUCCGCUCCCCGCCAUCAGCUACGCUCUCUAUACCGCUCCCUUCUGCGCGAGUUGCCUGCCCGACCCCUCUCGGCUCCUUCCCCUCUUCAGCAGCGCAUCCGGGAUCAAAUGUCGACGGGCUUUGAGGCCUCUACCAGCCAAUCCUCGCACGCUCCCUCCGAUGUCGAGCACAUGGAACAAUUCGUGCAAUAUGUCCGCGCACAGCGGAUGUAUGUGACCCUCUUGGAGAGGUACAACCCGGGAAUGUUGAUGGAUGAGGAGGAGAAGUUGCGCUUAACAGCGCGGCGAGUGGGCAUGGAAAUGCCUGAGUCAUUCAACAAGGAAUAGAAGAAGGGGGGCGGCUGAAGACGAGGGGCUGGGAUAGUUCAAAGAUGAGAGGAAUUCUAUUUUAUCGACGCUAGAUAUCAAAAUCAGGAGUUUUGUGGACGGUAUUAGUUUAUGGUCAAUUUCAGAUUCUUUCGAAU
This is a messenger RNA of Xylona heveae TC161, 629 nucleotides long. RefSeq lists its product as hypothetical. The transcript is spliced from 2 exons. Bases 154 to 492 code for a protein of 112 amino acids. Gene Ontology annotation, cellular component: mitochondrial matrix. The record is from RefSeq and is a predicted model, not a curated record. Lineage: Eukaryota; Fungi; Ascomycota; Xylonomycetes; Xylonales; Xylonaceae. Gene Ontology annotation, biological process: mitochondrial proton-transporting ATP synthase complex assembly.